Messenger RNA from Lingula anatina, 1124 nucleotides. RefSeq names its product steroid 17-alpha-hydroxylase/17,20 lyase. Gene Ontology annotation, biological process: progesterone metabolic process; hormone biosynthetic process. Gene Ontology annotation, molecular function: steroid 17-alpha-monooxygenase activity; iron ion binding; heme binding. NCBI's taxonomy places the organism in Eukaryota, Metazoa, Brachiopoda, Lingulata, Lingulida, Lingulidae. The record is from RefSeq and is a predicted model, not a curated record.
GUCAAGGAGUCGCUUUCUGAUCUCCGCAUCCUUCACACUAUAAUGGAUAUUUUCUUUGCGGGAACAAUAACCACAUCCGACACGCUGAAGUGGAUUGCUAUGUAUGUAGCAGAUAAUCCAAAGGUCCAGGCAAAGAUACACAAAGAACUAGACGGCUUAGGAAACGAUGUUGGAAAACUCCGUCACUGCAGAAACAAGAUGAAUUACUGCGAGGCUGUUCAGAGAGAGGUAUUGCGCAUGCGCCCAGCGGCUCCAGCAGGUUUACGUCAUCAGACAAUCCGUGACACCAAGCUAGGUGGCUACGAUAUCCCAAAAGGCACUCUUGUCUAUGCGAACAUAUGGGCAAUCCACCAUGACCCGAAAAACUGGGAAUCGCCAGAGGUUUUCAAGCCAGAGAGGUUUUUAAAUAAAGACGGCAGUUUGAAAGAGGUGGAUCAUAAAAUAUGGCUACCGUUUGCCAGCGGCAAGAGGAAAUGUGUGGGAGAAGCAAUUGCUAAGGCAAAUCUUAUGACAAUCAUGGCGUUGUUUUUCCGCCGGUUCAAGGUGAGCUUCCCGCCAGGUGUCCAGCCGGACUUCGAGCCAGUGAUGUAUGAGAUAGCCUGCAGCCCGAAACCACAAAAGCUGAUUGUGCAGAAAAGAAAAUGAAGUUCAAUAUAAAUAUAGUUUUAAAACAAUCUGGUGCAAAGAUUACAGGCAAUGAUUGAACCUAUAGGGUGCUUUUUAGAAACAUUCUGUUGAUUAUGAUGCCACCCUCUGAGCGGUAUUACACAAAGCAUUGUUUACUUUUACAAUCGAUUCGGACAAUUGAAUGAAACCCCAAUGCUGUUGCUCUGCACAUGCAAUUUAGAACAUUUGAUAUUUGUAUGUUUGAAAUUUAUCUUAAACCUGAUGUCUACGUAACACUGCAGCACAGUGGACGAUUAAUGUACUACGAAAAUUACAGGCUUUAAAACAUUGAUGAUAACAGAUGGCAGUGUAACAGUGCCCAAACCACUAAGUCAUCUCAGAGCAAAACUUGCUUACAUUGUUAAGAAAAGAAUGCCAGCCUGCAUAAGAUUCGAAAUAAAAGACAAAAAUAACGGAUUGAGGUAUGAUGAACCAAGUAUAUGUGAGCUCUCACAACC